Microdochium trichocladiopsis is the source of this 637-nucleotide messenger RNA. RefSeq lists its product as uncharacterized. The transcript is spliced from 2 exons. The annotation marks the transcript as partial. NCBI's taxonomy places the organism in Eukaryota, Fungi, Ascomycota, Sordariomycetes, Xylariales, Microdochiaceae. The record is from RefSeq and is a predicted model, not a curated record.
AGAACAGAAACACCACCAAACCAUGACACAAACUUACGAACGCCCGCGCGUGACCCUGCUAUAGGGCACCGUCGUCGGCGCCCGCGAGACCGGCGAGUUCCCCGGCGCGAUCGAGACGUUCAAGGGCAUCCCGUACGCCCUGCCGCCCACGGGGGAUCGGCGCUUCCGCCCACCAGUCAAGGUCCCGCCCGCCAGCCCAGACACUAUUAUCGACGCUUCGCAAUGGGGGCCCCGGGCGAACGCGAAGCAGUUCAUUAUUACGGGGCCUUUGCUGCCAGAGAGCGAGGACUGCCUGACCGCCAAUAUCUUCCGGUAGGAAUAACAAAAUCAACCUGCUGAUGAAACUGCUACCUGUGGCCAUCUAUAUGCACGGGGGCGCGUUCAACCGGGGCAACGCGGCGAUGCAUAACUCGGGGGCGAUGGUGGGCUGGGCGGCUGAGCCGUUCAUCUGCGUGUCGUUUGGGUACCGAAUCGGAGCGCUUGGGUUCCUGCCGUCGGCGCUGAGUGCGAAAGAGGGCGCGCUGAACCUGGGGCUUAAGGACCAGAUCUGCCUCAUGGAGUGGGUGCAGGAGAACAUUCACCACUUCGAAAGGACUCGGUCACCUUGUUUGGCUUGUCGGCGGGUGCAUACUCGGUG